AUGGAGGCAAUUAUGGACUUGUUUGUUGAUGAAGAGAGAGCCAGGUCUGUAGAAGUUUGAGAUUUCAGACUUUUCUGUGCGUUUUCGGAACAGCUGAGCAAAUAUUUACUGUUUAUUGAUGCGAAAAUUGUUUCAGAGACUUCUAAUUAUACUUUGAACUUCAAAAAAGCAUGAGAAAAAGUUCUAAAAGCUAAUGUUUGAGACUUUCCGGCAGUGGGAUUCAAACCCGCAACCGUUUGAUUUUCAGUCCGAGGAUUACCCAGUUGCGCCAAAAUGGAACAUUUCCUAAAGUUUACUGUAGUGAUUUUCGUUUGUAAAAGAAGUAUUUAGUGAGUAAUUAUUGCUAUUUUACGACCAUAUUUGACCCAAAAAUUGAAUUAAUAAGUUCUCAGACCUUAAAAAUCUUCAAAUCAAAUUUCCUCCAUAUUUUAGGAUCCAAGCAGAUCCGAUGAGCGCACUCCACGUCCAAUACACCCCCUCAGUUGUGCUUCCCUUCGAGCAUGGCCUUCCACACGAGAAAAUCGUCAAAUUCUUCAUGGAUUACUGGCAUUACACCGUCCAUCUCUCGCUUCUCUACAUUGCCAUUGUUUUGGGACUGCAGCAGUACAUGUUGACUAGGAAACCGCUGAGGCUAAGAUGGACGUUGGUGGCGUGGAACGGAGGAUUGGCUGUUUUUAGCAUAAUGGGGUAGGUUUUUGGGGCGAAAUAAAUUUUUUGGGUUAACCACGGAAUCCUGAAUUUUUGGCAUUCUGCAACAAGCUAUGAAAAACACUCAAUUUUGUCUGAAAUUGAGUUUUGUAGCCAUUUUCUUCCAAAAAUUCACAUUUUCCAAAAAGAAUUUUAGUUUCACCACGAAAUCUUCAAGUUUUGGCAUUCUGCAACAAGCUUUUAAAACCUUUUAUUUGACUUUGUUCUACAAUCACAGACCAAAAUAUGAAGCUAAACCGGGUAUUUUCGCAUUUUUGUAACUUAUUGCACAAUGCCAAAAGAUCAGGCUUUCGUGGUGAAACCAAUUUUUUUUGGGGGGAAAUGUGAAUUUUUUGAGAAAAUGCCAUAAAGCUCAAUUUCAGACAAAAUUGAGCGCUAUUCACAGCUUGUUGCAGAAUGCCAAAAAAUCAAACUUUCGUGGUGAGACCCAGAAAAUAACACAAAAAGAAAAAAAUCGAAUAUUUUUAAUAAUGUUGUUUUCAGGACAAUCCGCACGCUGGAAGAGCUCGUCUUCACCCUGUCCAAUCACGGAAUCCACAAGUCCCUGUGUUUUGGGUACGAGCCCAGCUCGGUGGCGGCCCAUUGGUACCUCUUCUUCGCCAUCUCCAAGAUUGUCGAGCUCGGCGACACCGUCUUCUUGGCCCUAAAGAAGCGACCGUUGACCUUUUUGCACUGCUAUCAUCAUUGCACGGUACUCGUGUACACGUUUCAUUCCGGCUCCGAGGUCCUGGGCAUGGGCCGAUGGUUCAUGGGGAUGAAUUUUAUCGCACACAGGUAGGUGAAGGCGGGAAUUUUGGGGAAUUUGGUAUUUUUGUAGAGUGUAGGAUGGGUUGUUGUAAAAUACGUCAACUUCCGCUUGGCUAGAGUAUCUUGUAAGAGUUAUGCGCAAGUUUUUCCGAAAAAUCAUCAUUUUUUGCAGAUUUUUGGGAUUUUUUGCAAAAUUUUUGCAGAAUUUUAUGAUGUAUAAGUAAAAUACGGCAGCGCAUACUUUAUUGGAGCCCUAUAAAUUCCAAAACCAUAAGAAGAUUCAAUUUUUUUAACAGAAAGUCCGACAUUUUUCAACCUACAUCAAUAUGAUGAUGUAGCUUGGAAAAUUGAUCACAACUUCGAAACUAAAAGUUAGAUCAGAGUCGUCUGGUCUCAGAGUAUUCCUUUUUGCAUAUGUUAUCGCGUACUGACACCUAUUCCUUUUAAAAAUCUCAAUAACGCCUUCAUUUUUCGACCAACCUUUAGUGUCAUCAAUAUAUUGGACUAUGUUAGAGAAUUGAUCAUAACUUCUGAACUAAUUGAUAAACAAUCAUCCGCAUAGUCUUAAAAUAUUCCCUGUUGCAUUCUUUAUCGCAAACCAACAAAGUAUCCUUUUACAACUCUCAAUAACACUUUCAUUUUUUGACCAACAUUUAGUGUCAUCAAUAUAUUGGACUAGGUUAGAGAAUUGAUCAUAACUUCUGAACAAAUAGUCGAACAACUACAUGCAUGGUGUCAAGAAACUCCUAACAGCAUAUUUUUUCAAUUGCUGGAAUCAAAAUUCACAUCCAUUCCCAGUAACCCCCUCAUUUUUCAGUUUUAUGUACACCUACUAUGCUUUGAUGAGUGCGGGCUUCAAAGUCCCGAAAGGUGUGGCCAAGUUCGUGACCUCGAUUCAGCUGAUCCAAAUGUUCGUUGGACUACUUGUUUCGUUUUCUGCCACCAUCGCCAAACACCUGCUACAUCUGCCGUGCCAACAGUCGCUACAGAACUUGUACUUGGCGUAUGGGAUUUACGCGUCGUACGCGGUCCUGUUCCUGCAGUUCUUCCUGGCCAAAUAUUCGAGCAAAUCGAAGACGGAGUAA
Messenger RNA from Bursaphelenchus xylophilus (pine wood nematode), 2540 nucleotides. NCBI's taxonomy places the organism in Eukaryota, Metazoa, Nematoda, Chromadorea, Rhabditida, Aphelenchoididae. The record is from the annotation of a GenBank genome assembly.